Molecule: messenger RNA, 239 nt
Organism: Symbiodinium sp. CCMP2456
Lineage: Eukaryota; Dinophyceae; Suessiales; Symbiodiniaceae
Source: the annotation of a GenBank genome assembly
GCCCUCGUUGUACCAUGCGCGUGGUAGCAGUGGCGGCCUUGGCUGCACGGAUUGCAUCGGCCGGCGAUCGCUUUCUACAGGCGGCAGCCCAGGUCGAGGAGCUCAGGUUCUUCGGUUUUGAAGCGCCUGUCACUUUCCUUGCUGGGAGCCUGCGAAGAGCUUUCUUCCUGUGGCGCCCAGCGAUCUUUCAACCGCCUCAGCCUGCUCCGCAUAUCCGAAGUGCGUGGAGCGCGGUCUGA